AUGUCCCAGGAAGCCCCCCAGGAGUGCGUGGACCCCGGCACAGAGGAGGCCAGGGCGCCCCCGGAGAGGACAAGCGACUGCUACCGCGUGAGCGCGCACCUGCCGGCCAGGUUCAACAACCCCGCGUGCUUUCGGGGCUACAGGUCCAAGGAGCCGGCCUCCAUAUACAGGACCAGCAACCAGACUUAUGGGGGCCAAGCCCCCACCGUGCACGAAAUGCCAAAAGUAUUUUAUCCGACGUGGAAUAAAUUCUCGCGACACCUGGCAGCAUUUGGGAUGUUUCGGAACAGCACCUUCAACGUGUGCAUGGAGAAGAGCUUUGUGACGGGCCCUGGCAACUACAUCACCCCCUACGACCGUCUCAACUUCCACCCCAGCUACAACGCCAGCAAGCCCUCCUUCUGUGAGUGA
Elephantulus edwardii (Cape elephant shrew) is the source of this 411-nucleotide messenger RNA. It is a transcript of the gene PIERCE1, whose product is annotated as chromosome unknown open reading frame, human C9orf116. Gene Ontology annotation, cellular component: axonemal microtubule. The transcript is spliced from 3 exons. Gene Ontology annotation, biological process: axoneme assembly. The record is from RefSeq and is a predicted model, not a curated record. NCBI's taxonomy places the organism in Eukaryota, Metazoa, Chordata, Mammalia, Macroscelidea, Macroscelididae. The coding region runs from base 1 to 411 and encodes 136 amino acids.